UCUUACCUGUCUUCUUUUCAAUUUUCAACAUCAUCUUCAAACUCCAAUCAUCUACCAGGUUAUCAAAUCACUUUUUUUUCCUCAUUGCCUGGCUCCCAUUUCAUUUUUCUUGCGUUGUUCAUUCUCUGCUUCUGGAUCCAUUGUCCUUCUCCCUUUCCUCCUCGGUCUCCCGGAAAUUUUGUAUAUCAUUUUUUAUAUUGUAAAUUAACAUGGUAGUAUGCUCUUGAGUUUAAAAUGUAGUUGGUGAUUACACUGUUGUUGUUUCUGUUUGGUUAGAAGUUACUGGGAGAUUUAGGUUAUCCUGUUCAAGUUUGAUAGCUUAAAACCUAGUAGAGUCCACUCAGUUAAACCUUAUACAAGCAUAUAGUUUAGUUAAGUAGCUCUAUCUUUCUCACAAAAUAUAAAAAGACUUAACAGUUUUUCUACUCAUUCAUAUUUUUUAACAAUUCUCACCAUUGUUUUAAUCUCUGUGUAAUCUGCUAAAUGUACACCUGUUUCAAAUCAUCAUAGUUUUGUCCUUUGCUUAAAGUGAUUUUGGCAUUCAUGAAUUGAUAAAAAUGUGUUUUAUGGACGCUAGAUAUAAUUUACUUUUGGUAUAUUUUAUUGUAUCCCUAUCUCUUUUUAAAAUAGGCCAGAGUUUUCAUGUUUCUUCACUUCCAUGUAAUGUAUCUUCAACUGAAUCUUGUCCUGCCUCACUGUAUUAUGUUCCGGAGACCUCAAAGACCCUUGAAGAAACAGCCUCUUUGUUCAAUGUAAAUCCUAAUGUAGUGAAUAGAACUAUUGAUGGUUUCUUGAUUGGGAUUAAUUGCAGCUGCCUACAUGAUCAUGAUGUGUAUGUUUGGCACAUGGACUACAAAAUCCAAUAUGGAGAUACAUGGGAGAAAGUCUCGUCCAAAUUUGGGUCAUUUGUGUUGGAAAAAAAUGAAAAAACUCUCAUCCCAACACAAAUUGUUACUUUAGAUCUCAUAUGUGGUUGUUCAAAGAGUUUUGAUGAUGUUUUGACAUACAAGGUUGAAUCUGGAGAUACCCUUUUUAGAAUUUGCUCCAGGUUUCAGGUUGAUAUAGACAAGACUGCCAUGUUCAAUAGACUUGAAAAUCCUAAUAUUAUCCAUGCUGGAGAUGUGAUUUUUAUUCCUGGACCAGGCCUUCAAAACCUUACCGGGCUUGAAGAAAAAGAUCCCAUUGUCAAAAGAAAAUCAAAAUCUUCAAUCCGGAUUGUGGUUGGAAGCACUUUAGCUGCUUUUACUUGCAUACUAUUAACAGUUGCCCUUCUGUUUUGGAAGUGUUAUAAGAGGAAGGGAACUUCACGAUCAAAAGUCUAUCCUCGAAGACUCAAUUGCUUGCGCUGUUAUCUUGGCUCAUGCCAAUUUCACACAAAAUUCGAAGAAAGUGUUGUUUCCUCAUUUAGUUCAGAGAAAGCUACUGUGUUUCCUUACCAUGAAGUUCGUGAUGCAACUUCCAAUUUUAGAACUUCUUUAAAGAUUGGCCAAGGAUCUUAUGGAUCUGUUUACCUUGGAAAAUUAAGAGGAAUCGAUGUGGCUAUCAAGCAGAUGAAAAACACCAAGUCAAAAGAGUUCUUGUCAGAGCUUAAUAUCCUUUGCAGAGUUCAUCAUUCAAACUUGAUUGAGCUUAUUGGAUACGCAGCUGGUGGAGAAUCUCUGUUUCUUAUAUAUGAAUAUGCCCAAAAUGGUGCACUGAGUAACCAUCUGCACAAGCCCAGCGUAAGAGGUUAUAAGCCUCUUGCUUGGACUACACGUGUUCAGAUUGCUCUUGAUGCAGCCAAAGGCCUUGAGUACAUACAUGAACACACAAAACCAUAUUAUGUCCACCGAGAUGUGAAGACAAGCAACAUUCUGUUAGAUUCGAAUUUCCGUGCAAAGAUUGCAGAUUUUGGACUGGUAAAAUUAUUAGAGCAUUCUCCUGAAGUUGCAGCUGCAGCAUCUAGAAUUGUUGGCACCUUUGGUUACCUUGCUCCUGAGUAUGUAAGAGAUGGGUGUGUGACCACAAAGAGUGAUGUGUAUUCAUUUGGAGUUGUUCUGAUGGAACUAAUUACGGGGCAACAAGCACUGAGUAGAGAUGCAAGUCCUGGAAAUGAUCAAUACCGUGAACAUCGCUCUCUGGUGGAUUAUAUGCUAUCAGUGUUAAAUGAUACUCAGAAUCCUAUGGUCAAGCUGUUAGAAUGCUUAGAUCCAAACCUCAUUCAGUACCACGAAGAUUCAGUUUUUCAGAUGGCUCUUCUGUCCAAGGACUGCGUGGAUGAUAACUGGAAACGGCGUCCCGACAUGUCAAACGUUGUGAUUCGUCUUUCAAGCAUCUUAAAUUCCUCCCACCAUUUCAACACUAACCGAUAAAGCUUUACUGCUUUUAAUUCCAAUUUAAUCAACAGUUUUUGACUUUUGUUUUGUUUACUGAAAGUAAUAGAAGACCUCAAAUUCAUGCUUGA
Molecule: messenger RNA, 2443 nt
Organism: Pistacia vera
Lineage: Eukaryota; Viridiplantae; Streptophyta; Magnoliopsida; Sapindales; Anacardiaceae
Product: lysM domain receptor-like kinase 3
Exons: 11
Coding region: 558-2351 (597 amino acids)
Biological process (GO): protein phosphorylation; innate immune response
Molecular function (GO): transmembrane receptor protein kinase activity; ATP binding
Source: RefSeq, a predicted model, not a curated record